AUGGAAACAAAAACAAUGAAAGCAAUUGGAGUCGCCAAGUAUGGUGCAGUCGACAACUUCGAGUCCCGCGACGUUCCGCGACCCGGGAGCCCUACGGGAAUGGAUAUUCUUAUUCAAGUCAAGGCCUGUUCUGUGAAUCCCAUCGACACCAAAGUUCGCAGAGGGACUUAUGAUGACGCUCCAGACUACUACAAGUUUGUGCCCAAGGAUUUCCAUAUCAUUGGGUUUGAUGGUGCCGGAACCGUUUUGGAGGUCGGGCCUGAGUGCACAAAUAUAAAGCCAGGCGAUGAUGUCUUCUUCGUGAGCUCCACUACUCGCCAAGGCAGUGCUGCAGAGUACGUCCUAGUUGAUGAACGUCUCUGUGCCGAGAAGCCGAAGUCGCUUGACUUCGUGGAAGCCGCUAGUAUGGGCCUGACCUUCGGUACUGCAUACCAGUCACUUGUUGAUAGGCUGGAGAUUAAGCAGAACGAAAACGUUGGUAUUCUGAUUAUCAAUGGCGGAGGUGGAGUUGGAAGUGCUGCCAUCCAAAUCGCUAGGAAAGUUUUGCAACUUCCCGUGGUGAUUGCAACUGCAUCCCGACCUGAGACCAUGGAGUCAUGCAGGAAAAUGGGUGCCACCCAUGUUGUGAAUCAUAGGGUGGAUCUCGAGUCCCAGAUCAAAGCCUUGAACCUGGGUGUCCCAAUCAGGUACGUUUACGUGGUCGCAAGGACGGAGCAAUAUAUCUACGCCCUGGGCAAAAUCUGUGCACCCUUCGCCAAAGUUUGCUCAAUCGUGCAAGCCAAGUUCGAUCUCUAUGGGACCGAUUUUAUGUCAAAGUCGAUGACCUUCUCAUGGGACUGGCUAGGCUCAUCAGCCUAUCAUCGUACGAAUCUGGAGAACUAUCGCCGAAUCUUUGGGGCCUUGGCCCGUUACAUAGACGAGGGAAAGUUGGUACCAAACCUCAACAAACGUCUUAAGUUGAAUCUUGCUGGACUGAAGGAAGCUCAUCAGUUAAUUGAGUCUGCAACCACUGUGGGAAAACUUGCUCUAGGGGUGGAUGAGCCAGGCGAAGGGGCUCCAUUUACUUAA
Molecule: messenger RNA, 1068 nt
Organism: Aspergillus udagawae
Lineage: Eukaryota; Fungi; Ascomycota; Eurotiomycetes; Eurotiales; Aspergillaceae
Product: zinc-binding alcohol dehydrogenase family protein
Exons: 5
Coding region: 1-1068 (355 amino acids)
Molecular function (GO): oxidoreductase activity; zinc ion binding
Source: RefSeq, a predicted model, not a curated record